Messenger RNA from Tinamus guttatus (white-throated tinamou), 660 nucleotides. NCBI's taxonomy places the organism in Eukaryota, Metazoa, Chordata, Aves, Tinamiformes, Tinamidae. The record is from RefSeq and is a predicted model, not a curated record.
AUGGAUCCCUCUUCGCUGCAGUUUCAUCAGAGACGGGGCCCAGCGAGGGCUCCGCCGUCCUCACCACAGGCCGCGCUGCGGAUCCCGGGUCAUGCGCGACGCUCCGAGCGCAGCCGCCUCCACGCGGCCCUGCUGCGGCCGCGCUGCGCGCACCUUGCUGCCAUGCGCCAGCCUCAAAUUUUCAAACCUGGGAAGGCCUCACUCACCUGCUGUCUCUGCUCCUGGGCAGCGGGGAAGCACACAGCCAGCUCGCACCGGCUCUCCGCCUUCGUCACGCCGGCCGGCAAGUCCUACGAGUGCCAGGCACAACAGACCAUCACCCUGGUCUCCAGCGACCACCAGAAGUCAGUGGAGCUCCUGCUCUCCGAGGUCCGCGUGCAGCCCUUCGACAUCAGCGCCGAUUUUGUCUUCAGUGAAGAACAUAAAUGCCCAGUGGACCAGCGGGAACAGCUGGAAGAAACUCUGCCUCUGAUUCUGGGCCUGAUCCUGGGGCUGGUGAUCGUGAUAACCCUCUGCGUGUACCAUGUCCACCACAAACUGACAGCCAGCCAAGUGCAGAUACCUCGAGACAGAUCUCAGUACAAACACAUGGGAUAGGUGGCAGGACCGAGCAGCCCAAACGUUGAUCAGGUACAUAAAGCAAAAGCACUUUUUUCUAUG